GCGCCAGCCGCAAUGGUGCGGGUGCGGGGGCUUCGUGGUUACAGCGUGUUCUUCAGCUCCGGGUUGAAGCCGGAGCCGGAGCCGGAUUCCGCGCCGAGGGCCACGUCAACCUAAACCUACACCGCCCUCCCCACCCUGUUGGGCCCGCAGGUCCUUAGGCGAAUCCUCCCAAGCUGCGGCCUCCCCACCUUUCCCACAAUGCCCCGCGCCAGGCCCCGCCCCGCCUCGCCUAGGAGACCGCCGCGCGAGGCGCAGACCGGAGCCGGUCGCGCAGCUAGCUGCCGGUGUGGCUGGUCCAGCCCCAUCCCGGGCGCGGCGGCCCAGCGGUCAGCGAGUACGUGCUUCCUUCCGAAACGCAUAGGUUGUGUUUGGCCGUGUGGGGUCCGCCCCCGGGGAUUGAGGAUGGGGAAGUAGCUGCAGGAGACGACCCCGCAACACCGAGGUUUUUUUGGUGACGUGAAAAGGAAGGAUUAGAAAUGAAUCGAAAACCGUCCACAGAUUAACAUUUGGGGAGACAAUUUAUGAUGCCUGUUUCACUUUUGGAGUAAUGUGGACACAAGUUCUCAAAUUUGUAUAUUACAUCAACUGGAACCAGUGGCCUUAUCUUAAUGUUUAUUUAAAUCAGAACUUGUACAAGAAAAACAAUGGGAAUCUGGUUAAAUAAAGAUGACUAUGUCAGAGACUUGAAAAGGGUCAUGCUCUUUUUUCUAAUAAUGUAUAUGGCCAUUUUAGUGGGUACAGAUCAGGAUUUUUACAGUUUACUUGGAGUAUCCAAAACUGCAAGCAGUAGAGAAAUAAGACAAGCUUUCAAGAAAUUGGCAUUGAAGCUACAUCCUGAUAAAAACCCGAAUAACCCAAAUGCACAUAGUGAUUUUUUGAAAAUAAAUAGAGCAUAUGAAGUACUCAAAGAUGAAGAUCUGCGGAAAAAAUACGACAAAUAUGGAGAAAAGGGACUUGCAGAUAAUCAAGGAGGCCAGUAUGAAAGCUGGAAUUACUACCGUUAUGAUUUUGGUAUUUAUGAUGAUGAUCCUGAAAUCAUAACAUUGGAUAGAAGAGAAUUUGAUGCUGCUGUUAAUUCUGGAGAACUGUGGUUUGUGAACUUUUACUCCCCAGGGUGUUCACACUGCCAUGAUUUAGCUCCCACAUGGAGAGACUUUGCAAAAGAAGUAGAUGGAUUGCUUCGAAUUGGAGCAGUUAACUGUGGCGAUGAUAGAAUGCUUUGCCGAAUGAAAGGAGUCAACAGUUAUCCCAGCCUCUUCAUUUUUAGGUCUGGAAUGGCUGCAGUGAAGUACCAUGGUGACAGAUCAAAAGAAAGUUUAAUGAAUUUCGCCAUGCAGCAUGUUACAAGCACAGUGACAGAAUUAUGGACAGGAAAUUUUGUUAACUCCAUACAAACUGCAUUUGCUGCUGGUAUUGGCUGGCUGAUCACUUUUUGUUCCGAAGGAAGCGAUUGUUUGACCUCACAGACACGUCUCAGGUUAAGUGGUAUGUUGGAUGGUCUUGUUAAUGUAGGAUGGGUGGACUGUGCCACCCAGGACAACCUUUGUAAGAGUUUGGAUAUUACAACAAGUACUACUGCCUAUUUUCCUCCUGGAGCCACUUUAAAUAACAAAGAGAAAAGCGGUAUUUUGUUUCUUAAUUCAUUGGAUGCUAAAGAAAUUUAUUUGGAAAUAAUGCAUAAUCUUCCAGAUUUUGAACUUCUUUCAGCAAAUACACUACAGGAUCGUUUAGCUCAUCAUCGGUGGCUCUUAUUUUUUCACUUUGGACAAAAUGAAAAUUCAAAUGAUCCUGAGUUGAAGAAACUAAAAACUCUACUUAAAAAUGAACAUAUUCAAGUUGGCAAGUUUGACUGUUCCUCUGCACCAGACGUCUGUAGUAACUUCUAUGUUUUUCAGCCAUGUCUCGCAGUAUUUAAAGGACAGGGAACCAAAGAAUUUGAAAUUCAUCAUGGUAAGAAGGAAAAAAUGAUUUAUAACAUUCAGGCUUAUCCAACAACAGUGGUAUUCAACCAGUCCAACAUUCAUGAAUAUGAAGGACAUCACUCUGCUGAACAGAUCUUGGAGUUCGUAGAGGAUCUUAUGAAUCCUUCUGUGAUCUCUUUGACACCUACCACUUUCAACGAACUGGUUAAACAAAGAAAGCAUGAUGAAGUCUGGAUGGUUGAUUUCUAUUCUCCAUGGUGUCAUCCAUGUCAAGUCUUAAUGCCAGAAUGGAAAAGAAUGGCCCGGACAUUAAUUGGACUGAUCAAUGUGGGCAGUAUAGACUGCCAACAAUAUCAUUCUUUUUGUGCCCAAGAAAAUGUUCGGAGAUACCCUGAGAUAAGAUUUUUUCCCCAAAAAUCAAAUAAAGCUUAUGAAUAUCAUAGUUACAAUGGUUGGAAUAGAGAUGCUUAUUCCCUAAGAAUCUGGGGUCUAGGAUUUUUACCUCAAGCAUCUAUAGAUCUAACACCUCAGACUUUCAAUGAAAAGGUUUUACAGGGGAAAAACCACUGGGUGGUUGAUUUCUACGCUCCUUGGUGUGGACCUUGCCAGAACUUUGCUCCAGAGUUUGAGCUCUUGGCUAGGACGAUUAAAGGAAAAGUGAAAGCUGGAAAAGUAGACUGUCAGGCUUAUGCUCAAACCUGCCAGAAAGCUGGUAUCAGAGCCUAUCCGACUGUGAGACUGUAUCCUUAUGAGAGGACAAAGAGAAAUACUUGGGGAGAGCAAAUAGAUUCCAGAGAUGCAAAAGAGAUUGCUACCUUAAUAUAUGAAAAAUUGGAAAAGCUCCAAAAUCAUGAAAAGAGAGAUAAGGACGAACUUUAAUGAUGAAAAUGAAGAAAAACUUGAAAAGAAAUCGACAGAUGACAUCAGAAGAUACCUUUUCAGAAAGUUACUUAUAUUCAUGAUGGGAAUAAAUGAAACUUAUCUUGGACUUGUAAUUGCACUGCCUGAAUUCUGUACAACAUUGAUAUAAAUGAAAGGUCUGCAGACUUUUCUAUAAAGGGCCGGAUCAUAAAUAUUUUAGGCUCUGUAGACCAUAUAUGGUUCUUUGUUACAUAUUCUCUGGUUUGGUUUUGUUUACAACCCUUUAAAAAAUGUAAAAACCAUUCUCGACUCAGGGCUGUGUACCAAUAGGCCACAAGCCACACUCAGCCUGUGGGCCACAGGUUACUGACUCCCAGAACGGUGUUUAGGCUAGCUGGCCUAAGUGAUUAAAGUGUAUUUUAUCACUUAAUGUUUUGUAGCUGACCUGUAAAGAGAACUUGGUUUUCAGUCACCUGUUCUAAAAAAAAUCUCUGAGAUUGAUGUUCUGACCAUGUAUUAUUUAAAAAAACAUUCAAAAUGUGGGAAAACCAUCUUUCUAAAGGUUGAAGAAUUGGUUGUAAUUUUUCACAUAUAAGAAAAAAACUUUCUAACAGUAAGUAAACAAAUCCUAUUGACUUACACAGUAUUCAUAAAUACCUGAGGGGGAAAAUAUAUAUAUAUAUAUAUAUAGUAAUUAACUGGGCAUUGUAAACUGGGCAUUGUAAACUAUCUCAAGUAUUUCUAUGUUUUAAAGAUAAGUGUUCAUUUAUUUUUUGAGCUGCUUUCAUAAUAGUUUUUCCCUGUGAUGGUAAUUGAUUUUUUGAAGCAUCUUUCUAAUAAUUCAUUUUUAGCUUCUGGGCUUUGAUGUGUGUCCUUUAUUUACAUUUGCCUUUUUUCCUUCAUAGUUGUUUUUCACUCUUCCAAACUUUAUUAGUCAAGAAGGAAAAAUUUUGUUCGUUUCACUAUAGCUCAUAAUGAUACUGUGGUUAUUUCAAUUAUUUACUGUUGGAGGCUGCCAUUUUCAGGUAAAUAUUGGCAUAAUAACUGAAGUUAUUUCUGUAAGAAAAUCAAGUAUAAAAGUAUAAGAAUGGGA
This is a messenger RNA of Odocoileus virginianus texanus, 3876 nucleotides long. The record is from RefSeq and is a predicted model, not a curated record. Lineage: Eukaryota; Metazoa; Chordata; Mammalia; Artiodactyla; Cervidae.